Pristis pectinata (smalltooth sawfish) is the source of this 6992-nucleotide messenger RNA. Its product is annotated as glutathione hydrolase 7. The record is from RefSeq and is a predicted model, not a curated record. The coding region runs from base 103 to 2232 and encodes 709 amino acids. Gene Ontology annotation, molecular function: glutathione gamma-glutamate hydrolase. The transcript has 17 exons. Lineage: Eukaryota; Metazoa; Chordata; Chondrichthyes; Rhinopristiformes; Pristidae. Gene Ontology annotation, biological process: glutathione catabolic process. Gene Ontology annotation, cellular component: plasma membrane.
CGAUCUUUUAAAAACAGAUGGUCACAAUAAUACCGAUGCAUAUUUAUAAAUAAAUAUAUUUACAUAUAUAUGGGGAUAGAAACUUACAUAAACUAUACAUAAAUGCACACGCUAUGUCUGGCACCUGCAGUGGCGUUGCAGAAUUUGCUUCCUCCAUUCACAUCUCACCGGCGGAGGGGAAUGGCAACUGUGUAUCGCUGCGGGAGCCGAUUGACUGAUGAAGCAAACGGAAAGGAGAAGAGGGAUGCGAUGGCCGAGGGAGAGGCCGGUCAGGAGACGAACCUCGGGGCCUACUCGCCGGUAGAUUACAUGAGCAUCACCAGCUUUCCCCGGCUGCCCGAGGACGAUGCGGGCUCCACCGAGAAUGUCCUUCGGUACCGCAAAGAGGACGAUUCAUCCCUUUGUGAUCCGGAUACAACAGAUCCUGACCUGUUCCUGAAAACAGCUCGCCUGCAGCGCCUGCCCUCCUCCUCCUCUGAGAUGGGCAGUCAGGAGAUGUCGCCGCUGCGCGUGACCAACAAGGAUCCAUUUUCUGGUGACUGCGCCUGUCGCCAGGAUGGCUUGACUGUUAUCAUCACUGCCUGCUUAACGUUUGCAACCGGAGUCACCAUAGCCUUGGUUUUGCAGAUAUACUUUGGAGACCCACAGAUCUUUCACCAAGGAGCUGUGGUUACAGAUGUGGCCCAUUGCUCCGCAGUUGGUACUGAAAUACUGAAUCGUGAUGGCUCUUCAGUGGAUGCAGCUGUUGUGUCCGCAUUAUGCUUAGGAAUAAUCCAUCCCCACAGCUCUGGAAUUGGAGGGGGUGGAGUUAUGUUAGUUCACGAUAUCAGGAAGAAUGAAAGCUUCAUUAUUGACUUUAGAGAGACAGCUCCAGCGGAGAUUGAGGAGCAGAUGUUCACACAUGGCUGGGAGGACAAGCCUGGUCUCUUGGUAGCCGUCCCAGGUAUGAUACGAGGAUUUCACCAGGCCCACCAACUCUACGGCAGGAUCUCCUGGCCUGAGUUAAUGUCUGCAGCAUCAAAGGUUGCGCAGGAAGGUUUUAAUGUCACUCAAGAACUUGCUAAAGCAAUUGAUCAAGUAAAGGACAAAAAUAUGUCUGAGAUUUUCCGUGAUAUCUUCCUGCCGUACGGACAACCAUUGCAACCAGGGGCUUUCAUGAAACGCAUGGAUCUGGCGGCCAUUUUGAACACAGUUGGAACAGAGGGUGUUUCGGCAUUUUACAAUGGAAACAUCACAGAAGAAAUGGCUUCUGAGGUUCGGAGUAAAGGUGGAGUCCUCUCUGCAGAGGAUUUUGCUAACUAUUCUGUGAUUGUCGAGAAGCCCAUUGAAGGAUCGUACCAAGGUCGCUUUGUGCUUACUGCUCCGCCCCCUCAUACAGGAGCUGCACUAGUUGCUGCCCUCAACAUUUUGGAGGGAUUUAACAUAACGACCCAAGCAACCAGGAAUCUGACCUAUCACUUACUCACGGAGACAUUGAAAAUUGCUUUAGCUCUUGCAAGCAGCCUCGGAGACCCUUUCUUUGAUUCCACAACAACUGAGGUGACAGAGAAGAUGAUAAGCAAAUUGGAAGCUAAUUCUCUGCGUCAGCUGAUCAAUGAAAGUGUGGCCUUCCCCCCAAGCCACUAUCUACCCCUCAAUUCCCUGGAGACUGGACCUUCCGCAAGCCAAGUGCACGUUAUCGGACCCGAUGACUUCAUCGUUUCCAUUGUAAGCUCUCUGAAUCGACCCUUCGGUAGCGGGAUCAUAACAGCCUCCGGGGUUCUUCUGAACAGUCAGAUGUUGGACUUCUCCUGGUCAGACCAAACACAGGACAAUUCGACAGUGAACAUGAGAAAUGUUAUUCAAGCUGGCAAAAGGCCCUUGUCCUUUUUGUUGCCGACCAUUGUCCGGCCAUUGCGAGGUGUGUGUGGAACGUACCUGGCCUUGGGAGCUUCCAGUGGAACCAAAGCUCUGAGCAGCAUUACUGAGGUCUUGUUGAAUGUAUUCUCUUUUCACAAGCAUCUGAAUGAAAGCCUUGCUCUUGGCCGACUCUACGCCCAGCUUCAGCCAGAUGUUUUGCUUGUCGACAAUGAAUUCCCAGAGGAAGAUGUGGAAUUCCUCGUGGAGAGAAAUCACACGGUGGUGAGAGAGGACGCCUUUUCCUUGGUCCAUGUAGCCAAGAGGAUAAAUGACUUCAUCACUGGUGCCAAGGACCCCCGAAGUAGUGAGGCAGCAGUGGCUGUCAUCUCCUAGCCUGAAAUUCGGCCAGUAUUUGUUUCCCCUCAUUUUCUUUGUUCUUUUGGUUCGCUAUGAAGCCACAAAAACGAGAGACAGGUUAGUUGAAGAGAACAAUAGUCAUGGAAAACGGUAAGAGGAGAAUCAAAACCCUGGAUGUGCAACUCUCCUCCUCGAGUCUGGUUAUCGCUGACGUUUCUGAAUUAAGGUGGCCUAACUUCUGCUGUUCACCAGUGUUGUCUGGACUGGAAACCGAGUCAUCCUGCCUCAGAACCAUUGUGAAAUGUAUACUUACUCGCAUAGAUCUCCCUCGCUUUCUCAUUCCUGUAGUCUGGUGAUUCCAAGGAUUUUCCAAGGAUUCCCAAGAUCCUGGAACUUCAAGCCAUUGAUAAGUUGUAAGCUAAUGAUAUAGCUGACAGGCCCUCUUCCUACAAGUUGCUUUAUGUUAUCCCACUAACGUACCUUGCUUUGAAUGCAGUUUCUAUAUCUAAAAGUUGAAGUUAACAGAAGCCUGGUAACCUUUUACCCACCCUUUUGUGGUUACCACUAAUUGUGUACUGACAGUUGGUUACCCAGAGUAAUGGAGUGGAGUGUGUCUAUGAGUAAAGGAGAAAUGCAGAUAAUACAGAGGAACGCACUAACCACAGCUGCAGCCCAUCUGUGCUGACUGUGGACUAUACUCAAUCUCCGCACCACCCACACCUGAAUCCACUGCACCAACUAAGUCUCCAGCAGCCUGGCCAUGGUACAGGUCCACCAGAUGACCAGUCACCUAAACUAGUCCUGUCUCUGCUUCAACCCUCUCUUUCCUCUAUGACUUCGGAGAGUACCUGAAGCAGGGUCACACGUAGGAGCAGGAGCCACUGGCAGUGUGGGGCUUUCCCACCAGCGCAGCUGCUGCUUGGAGGUGGCCAAUCAUCUCAGUAACCAUCAGGAGCACACCUGAUCCUGCUACGAUUUUAGUUGGGGGUUGGCGGAGGGGUAUCCGACAGCGAGCCGCCUUCUAACUGCGCUCUCCAGUGGGGUAGGUGACAUCCUGGAGAGGCUCACCUGUCCUAAAUGCAAUAAAGAUUUCCCUUCCCAAGUGACCAGAACCACAUGUGAGUCAUUCAGCCUUAUGUGGCUCUCAGCAGCAACAACUAUCUGGAAGUCCUCUGGCCCCAGUCUCCCUCCCUCCAGGUGUGGGAAUGCUCAGGGUCAGCCUGCCAAGAGCUGCAGAAGUAAUUACCAAUCUGCAGGCAUUCCUGCUGUCCACAGGGCCUGCAGAGCCAGGCAGGGUUAGACCGGGAAAUUUUUUUUUUCCCCUCGCACAGUUAAUCCAUAAAUCAACAAAUGGAUAUUGAGAGUCUUGGCAGAAACCAUAGCUAUUUUGUCACCGUACAUUUGAAAAAAAAAUUAACAUUCCAGUUUGAAACAAGAGAAAGAAGGAGGGGCAGGAAAUGAGCUUUCACUGUUGUUGCAUCAAUGUUGGCAGAUACAUUCAUUUACAAACAUGACCUAAAUUCUGAUAUAAUUAAAUCAGAAUUGCAUCGUAGUUUCUUCCCUUUUCCCUUACAACUCUUUAAAAUUGCUUACCGCUGCUCCUCGGUAGCCCAAUUCCACAAAAUAUUUUAAUAAAGAUCACACUAAUUCUAAAUAAUUUUUAUUUUUGGUUUUACUUAACAGGCUUUCCCUAGUUUACAAAUGCCCGACUUACGUACAGUCCGUACGUGCGAUCGAGCGUUUGGGAGGCCAGGGAUACGGAUUUGCCGGCUGCCGCAGGGCUGCAGGCAUGUUCUGCCAUGAGGGAACUGGGUUCUGACUUGCGAACUGUUUGGCUGACGAACAGUUCUCGGGAACGGAAUCCUGCCGUAACCUUGGGAGGACUUGUACUUGUCUGUUGAAGUAUAUAAUCUGCUGAAGUCUGUAUCAUACUUCCUGCAUAGGAGAAAACAUAUACUCACCUAACUUACUUCCUUUUGACCUUCCUGUUACUCAACCUCCAGUGCCAGCCCAUGUAAAGCAUGCUGCAGUACUUGGGUUUACUGUUGUCAUUCAAAUCACUGUUGAUUUAGAAAUCACCCUCUGCUGUAUGUGCUAAAUUCUUCAUGUAUUAACUUAUGCAUUGUUGAAAUCCAUCUUUGAAAAUUGAUUCCAUUACAGUCAAUAGAAAUACAUUACAGAAGUACAGUUCAACACAUGCAUUUUAGUACAUGUGUGCACUUUAUUGAUGUGCAAGGAUUUCUUCUUUUCAGUGAUAUAAUUGCAUUGUGAAUAAUUUCAUAGUCACUAGUGCCAAAUACUUCCAUGUUGGCCUGUAUUUAUCUACCUAUUUAUUUAUUUUUUUAAAAGUUUGGUCCAUUUUAUUUGUGUACAGUGCUUUCUGGCCUACAGAUUCUAUGGACCCUACAAGGCAGAUUAAAGCAACCUUGUAUUGGGAGCAGUGCCAGUUUUUUUUCCAUAGCUCCUGCUGUGAAAUUCUGUUGUUCUCAAGGCCCAAGGCAUCUUGCACAAUAGAGAAUGCCUUGUAUGUUGAAUGUGGACAAAGUCAGGUGGUAAAUUAAAUUUGGUAAAUUGGUUUAUUAUUGACACGUGUACCAAAGUACGGUGAAAAACUGUAUAUCCAUACAGAUAAUUUCAUCACAUCAGUGCAUUGAUAGUACAAGGGAAAACAAUAACAGAAUGCAGAAUAAAGUGUUAAGGUGAAUGGCAGAUGUGGUGAGGUGAUACUGGGAAGGUUGAUGGGGUAGGGAAGAUUGGGCAGUUUGUAUGGGACGGGAGCCAGUUUGAUUGGCUUUUGGGGGGAAUCAGUAAGGUCAAAAGUUGUCAGGCUGGCACAAAUGGGCUUCAGGGGGUCUCUCCAGGAUUGGGAGUUGGGUGCUUGGUUGCAGAUAGAAUCAGGAGUCCAGGGAAUAGGGGUCACUGGGGACAAGAUCAGUUCAAGGUUAGUUGGACAUGUUAUUGAGGUUCUAGGAGUGGGGUUCAGUCAUGAUUGGGGGCCUUGAGAAACAUUAGGAUUUGGGUGGAAGGAGACAUGAAGGAAGCCUUUUGCAGGAGAACUUAUCUGGAGAACAAUGAGUGCCUCCCUGGCAACGGAUAGGGUAAGGCCAGGCCCCCUUGAAUGUAGACCAGAAUCUUGCACAAAUAAUAUCAAAAGAUGCGUUGCAGGCCUCCCAUCUAGUCCCAAUUCCUGGCCUUUUCCCCAUAUCCCUUGGUACAAAAUCACAAGGCAAAGGAGCAGAAGUAGGCCUUUCGGCCCAUCGAGUCUGCUCCGCUACCCCACCAUCCUCUUGAAUGCAUGUCCUAUGUACAGAAAUGUGCUUUCCACACAGGCUGGGCUUUUCACAGACAAACAUUGCGUUGCACAGUUGGAUUUAUAGGUCAGCAAACAUUCUAAACUUUGACAUCACAAAAAGAGUUCUGGUGAAAGGUCAUCAAUCUGAAAUUUUGCCUCUACUUUCCUCACCCCACCUGCUGCCUGACCUGCUGAGUAUUUUGAGCAGUUUCUCUUCCUACUUUAGAUUCCAGCAUCCAUUGUAUUUCUGCCACGAAUCAUUUUAAACACACUGAAUUGCAAACUGACAUAACUGUAAACCAGUACUUGAUGCCAUUUGUUAACGUUGUUCAUUCUCGGAUUGUUUCAAUGUAAAACUUCAGUUGCAAAGUACUGUUUCCACAAACUCUACAUGAAGGUUCAUCGCAUUUAAGUUUGGUUGUCUAUCAUUGCUUUAAGUUCAUGAAAACAAGGCUCAUCAAUACUUAAUGUAACCUAUUGCAGUAAAACUCCAAUUAUUCGGAAAUCCUGAUGGUCCAGCAUCUAGCUCACACGCUAGUCCGGAACCUGAGUGGUGGGGGGGGUGUCCAGGGUGCAAGCAGUGAGUGGCCACGGUCAGGGGUCCAGAGUGUUGCUGCGGCAGAGGUCAGCAUCUGGAACAUCAGGGGUCGGAAGCGUGGGUAGGUUUGCGGCCGGAGCCAGAGUCUGAGUGUUUGUAUAUUUCCUGCUCCCUUUAAGCUCACAGGGUUCACUGGAAAAUUUAUUAUGUGUAACAUGUAAAAACUUCAAAAUAAAAGUGUGGUUUAAGUAUUAAGAGGAGUCUGGAAAAUCUGCUGCUCCGGCACUACCAAAAUCCCAAGGACACUGGAUUAUAUCGAUCUGUUUUUAUGUAAUGUGACAUCUUGCUGAAUCUAGAAAAUGCUGUUAAUCCUUUUUUUGUUCAAUUGUUACCCACAGUGCCCAAAUCCACCAAAUUUUCUCCAGAACUCAAUGAGAACUAUAAUUUCGAGAGAAGUCAUGCUCAAUGUUAUUCCUUUUCUCAUCCAAUGCCUCUGUGUGUUCACUUUCCGACAGGGUAUACAGUAGUUGAGAGCUACAACUCUGGCUGAUUUUUCCCAGUCUCGGGACACGUGCCAUUUCUAAUAAUAUCUCCUAUUGCCUUGCUGCUUAAUAUCUAGAACUAAGGCAGAGAUCUCAUUGUUCCAUAUUAUCACCCUGGUUGACGUAUUUAUCCACAUAGAAAGCGCUACACAGAAGCAGCCUAUUCUAUCUAACUAUUCUGUGUUGGGUUUUAUGCUCCACAGGAGCCUCCUCCCACCUUCCAUCUAAUCCAUCAGCAUGGCCUCUCCAUUCUUCCUUGUGUUUCACCAGCUUCCCAUGCAAUGCUAUCUUCAGUGCGUCUAUGCUACUGUGGGGCGUGAAUGAUGCUUUUCUUGUACUUAUAAAUUUGUUUUACUGUGACUCAUACCUGCUGUCAUUUAUGAUCAAAAGGCAAAAAUUAUGUUUUUUUUAAAUAAGUAAACAG